GCCCCCCGCCCGCAGGUGCAGGGGGCUGGCACUCGGGAACUGGAAAGAGCUGGUUGGAGUUUGCACUUUAAGCUGCCGGCUGAGAGGGAGCCGGGGGCCCGGAGCUGGUGCGAGCGCCCAGCGCCGCGGGAGGAUGCCUCGGUGGCUGCGGUCCCUCGUGGGAGCGCUGCUCCUGCUCGAGGGGGCGGCCGCCCUCAGCUUCCUCCACCAUCGCUACGAGGAGAUGGUGCAGGCCCUGUUCCGCGUGCAGAGCCAGUGCCCCUACGUCACCCGCAUCUACAGCAUCGGCCGCAGCGUCGAGGGCCGACACCUCUAUGUGCUGGAGUUCAGCGACUACCCGGGCAUCCAUGAGCCCUUGGAGCCGGAGUUCAAGUAUGUUGGGAACAUGCACGGGAACGAGGUGCUGGGCCGUGAGCUGCUGCUGCAGCUCUCAGAGUUCCUGUGUGAGGAGUACCGCCGGGGCAACGAGCGGAUCACCCGCCUCAUCCACGACACGCGCAUCCACAUCAUGCCCUCCAUGAACCCCGAUGGGUACGAAGUGGCUGCCAAGCAGGGCCCAGACAGCAAUGGAUACUUAACAGGGAGGAACAACGCCAACGGAGUGGACUUGAAUCGCAACUUUCCCGACCUCAACACAUUCAUGUACUACAGUGGGGAAAUCAGUGGGCCAAAUCACCAUAUCCCUCUGCCAGACAACUGGAAAAGCCAGGUGGAGCCAGAGACGCUGGCUGUGAUCCAGUGGAUCAGCAGCUACAACUUUGUACUGUCAGCCAAUCUGCACGGUGGAGCAGUGGUGGCAAAUUACCCCUAUGACAAGUCUCAGGACCAGCGGUUCAGGAGCCACCGGCGCACGGUCAACACUCCUACGCCUGAUGACAAGUUGUUUCAGAAGCUGGCCAAGACCUACUCCUAUGCCCAUGGAUGGAUGCACCGUGGCUGGAACUGUGGGGACUACUUUGCCGAUGGCAUCACGAAUGGGGCAUCCUGGUACUCGCUCAGCAAAGGCAUGCAAGACUUCAAUUACCUCUACACCAACUGCUUUGAAAUCACCCUGGAGCUGAGCUGCAAUAAGUUCCCCCCUGAGGAGGACCUGGAGCGGCAGUGGAUGGCCAACAGGGAGGCCCUUGUUGCUUUCAUUGAAGAGGUUCACCAGGGCAUCAAAGGGAUGGUGUCAGACGAGAACAACAACGGAAUUGCAGGAGCAGUGAUUUCUGUUCAGGGAAUCAGCCACGACAUCACCUCUGGUAAUAUGGGGGAUUAUUUCCGGCUGCUGCUGCCUGGCACUUACACUGUCACAGCCUCUGCAGAGGGGUACCAGCCCCAGACGAUUACAACAACUGUGGGCCCAGCUGCACCUUCACUGGUACAUUUCCAGCUCAAAAAAGAUGUGGUGAGGAAGCCCCUGGAGCGUAAAAACUCAGGAACACGCAUGAACAACAAAGCCCUUCAGAAGAAGGUAGUGCCAAGAGCCACCCGCCUGGGGACCCGAAGAUGAGGACAGCUCACUUGGCUGAGAGCUGGGGAAGCCGUUUAUACGAGGCCUGGCUGAUGACUCCAGCCAGUGAACUUUCCAACAGUCCAGCAUGAAACUAGCCCAAAUUAUUAGGUUAUUAAACGAGGAAGUAUUUAAUCCCUGA
This is a messenger RNA of Strigops habroptila (Kakapo), 1637 nucleotides long. RefSeq names its product carboxypeptidase N subunit 1 (gene CPN1). Gene Ontology annotation, molecular function: metallocarboxypeptidase activity; zinc ion binding. The coding region runs from base 134 to 1495 and encodes 453 amino acids. The record is from RefSeq and is a predicted model, not a curated record. Gene Ontology annotation, biological process: proteolysis. Lineage: Eukaryota; Metazoa; Chordata; Aves; Psittaciformes; Psittacidae. The transcript is spliced from 9 exons.